Pseudozyma hubeiensis SY62 is the source of this 681-nucleotide messenger RNA. RefSeq lists its product as hypothetical. The record is from RefSeq and is a predicted model, not a curated record. The coding region runs from base 1 to 681 and encodes 226 amino acids. Lineage: Eukaryota; Fungi; Basidiomycota; Ustilaginomycetes; Ustilaginales; Ustilaginaceae. The transcript is spliced from 3 exons. Gene Ontology annotation, cellular component: cytoplasm.
AUGCAGGCACUGCAGCCGAGCCACUUUAAAUUGCUCAACUUCGUCCGGCGACAAACCAUUCUAGGAGUUCCGGAAAUUACGACAUGUCGACCUAACAUUGAUCUUCUGCAACUGGCUCAUGCGACGUGGCCAGAAGUCGCGGAUUUGCGGCGGCGCUUCGAUCACGUCAGCAACAUGUCGACUGGAACUUUCGACGCCAACAAGGCGCAAAAUUUGCCCGAGAUCGAGAAGCAAAUGGCAGUUCGAUGUGUCGAGCACGCUCAGACCUACUGGAAUCUCUUGGAGAAGAUCAAGCCUUCGACGCUUCGCUUGACCAAGAUUGAUGACGAGAUGUACGAAGACUUUCAGGCCUCGUUCCCAGAGUUUGCUGAGUCUGGUGACCCCAAGUCGGUGCUCAAGAUCGACGAAGAGGCUAUGAAGAGCCCCGCCGGCAAGGAAAAGUGGAGACUCUUCAUCAACAAGUACGAGAACAAGGUCGCCGACUUCAACUUUGGCACCUUGAUCCGCACCGAUGCGUCCGACGAGUACACUCAGUUCAACACCACCUUUGUCACGCGGCUUCAAUUCUACGUAUACGAGAUCGCACGUUGCCGCCGCGGCCUCAACGACUGGGUCUACGAAAAGGCGCAGAAGGAAGCAGCCAAGGAGAAGGCCAAGAAGGCCGAGUCUGCUGCCAAGUGA